AUGAUCGUGGAGAUUGUUCGGUCGUAUGUUUCCAGUGAGCGCACUCGGAUUGCCGUGGACAUCCGGAACAGAAGCCGCACGAAGAUGGCUGUGAGAUGCUGUGACUACACCACGUUGCCUUGUACACUGUAUCAGCUCCAAGGCAAUCCCGGAUCGCGCCAUGGAGUAGGCAGCCUUGCAACAUCGGCAGGAAACUGGGGGCAGGCAAGUCAGCAGCAUCGUCUGACAGCUGAGCUCUCAGAGCGUCCCUCCCCGAACCUCAUCACCAGCAACACAACGCUACCCAGCACUUCAAGCACCAACACCAUCUUCACAAUGGCAUCCCACAAAGUCACCGUCCAGUUCGCGAACGUCCAGACCGGAAAGAACAUCGACUUGCAAAUCGCCACCAACGGCUCCGCUCACAAUGUCUACGAGCUCCUCACCGCAGCCGGCAGCGACCUGGUGUAUGUGACGGAAAUCCAGCUGCUUGCAGGCCGUGAGAACGUGACUGCUGUGGUGCUCCAUGACGGAAAGCAGAUUGCGAAGCUCGACGGAAACGCCGACAACGUCGCCAAUAUUGAGAAGACCAGCGUCAAGGAGUUGGGUAUCCAGGCGACCAAGGCGGCUUAG
Saxophila tyrrhenica is the source of this 612-nucleotide messenger RNA. RefSeq lists its product as uncharacterized. The record is from RefSeq and is a predicted model, not a curated record. Bases 1 to 612 code for a protein of 203 amino acids. NCBI's taxonomy places the organism in Eukaryota, Fungi, Ascomycota, Dothideomycetes, Mycosphaerellales, Extremaceae. The transcript is spliced from 2 exons.